Danio rerio (zebrafish) is the source of this 2434-nucleotide messenger RNA. Lineage: Eukaryota; Metazoa; Chordata; Actinopteri; Cypriniformes; Danionidae. The record is from RefSeq and is a predicted model, not a curated record.
UCUCAAGAGGUCAGUAAUGUGGAACCACCACAAGUUUGCCAUGUACAUGCUAACUAAUCAUGUCAGCUGUGCUGUGUUCUGACUGUAACAAACCCAAUGUUGAUCUCUUUUCAAGGUUCAUGAAAUACAUUAUUACCUCCACGGACAUUCCCCACAACAAUCCAGCUUUGUUCCAGGACUGUGAGAGUUUUAUGGAUGUGCUGUAUGGAAUACAGAGUGGCAUGUCCAAAGAAGUGAGCAUGGAGGUCACAGCAAAAAAAUCAGAGUUUGGUUGUGGCAAAGAAGUUUUGCCAAAGGACUGCCUUGCUGUUUUGGAGGCUGCAUUCAAAGAUUUCCAGGCCGUGAUAUGCAAAAUGCAGGGUCCAGGAGCCAUCACAGGGGACUGUUUGACUAAAAAUGAACGGCUGCUCGUCCUGUACUACCUGGAGGCUGUUAUCAUGCUGAAGCUAGUCCAGCGGCCUGGAAUUGUGACACACAUGACUGUUGAGGAUUGGGAGGGGAGGAGCCGUAUAGAGAAUGGUGUCUGUGUUGCAGUGAAGGAGCACAAAGUACCGUUGUCACACGAACAGGAACUUUGGUUCAACUUGUACUUCAAUGAGGUGCGGCCAGUAAUGCUGCAAGAAAACCGCACCGGGGAUGAUGUGGCAGUUGAUUCAUUUUUUGUGUCAAGUAGUGGGAGAUCGAUUUAUAAUCCCUCCAACGACUUAAAAAGACUACAUGACAAAUACAGUCUUCCCAGUGUGACGUGUGGCGAUGCCCAGAGAGCAUUUGAGGCAGCAGCACAAAACCUGUCAGAAGUGGAGAGAAAUGUGGCAGCUGAAAGGAACUACAUGAGGAGAACGUCUUCAGAUCCGUUUCUGGCUCUAAGUGUGCUAGAUCAGCUUGCUGGGAAAACACCACAAAGGUCCAGUAGAGCUUCCUGCUGUGAGACAAGGGUGGACGAACAGACGGCCUACAAAACUCUUGAGCAGUUCUGUCCAGUGACUCUGGAGGGGCCUCCUCCAAAAAGGUCACGCAGGACUGAGCUGUGUGGCUCAGAACAUGAGAGGCACUGCUAUGACCGCUGGCGUAGUGAGCAGCUCAAGCUGCGUGAACAGCAUGCUCUCGAACACUUUACUGGACAGCAGCCAUCAGAGUCCAAAAUAAGCCGCUGGAUGGACAAACAAGGGUGGACGUCAAACGUCCCACAGGCUGCAGUGGUUCUGAAGCAGUGGAAACCUGUUGCCAGGUUGCACUUGGUCAUCGACAGCAGCUUUGUGAAAAAAAUUAUUUUGUCUCAACGCUGGAAAGGACUGACUGUCAGGCCCGUCCCUGACAAGGGCGAUGGUGUUUUCACCAAAAGACCCUUUUAGAUCGGGGAGGUUGUCUGUGAAUACCACGGCGAGCUGGUUAGCCAUGAAGAUGGGAUGGCAAUUGCUUCAACAAGCGGCAUCAGAGCUGGCCAUUUGUUUUUUUAUGAGAACAAACAACAUGAAGCCAUGUGCAUUGACGCACAUGAAGAAAGUUGCCAGUGCCAUCCCAUGAAGUUCAAUUAUGGACGCCUGAUCCGUCACUCCAGCAAAAGAGCCAAUAUCCGGCCCAGGCUGUAUGUCCUUAAUGAUAGAGACAUCAUUCUCUUCAUUGCUACAAAAGACAUUUCGAGUGAUGAGGAGUUAUUCUAUGAUUAUGGCUCAAAGAGGAGAUCUUUUGCCGGGAAAGGGCUGGAAUUGGACUGGAUGUAAAACAACAUCUUUCCACCCCCCAUACUGACUCACUUCUAACAUGUCCAACUCCAAGUUUCCACCUGUGGCCAUAUUUUCUCCUCUCUCUCUGGACAACCAUCACUGCUCUUCUCACCCUGGAGUACUCUUUCUGCACUGCCAAGCAACAACAUUGCUCUCCAAAUAGAGACUUGGUUGUAAUAGGCUGAAUGAGUGGGCCUUACAAACCAUUCACCUUUACUUUCAGAGAAUUGUAUUUUCUUUUACUGACUUGUCUUUUGCUCUUUUUUUCUCAUAAGUCUUCUUUAUGCAGUAGUGAGAGUGUGAGUAGGCUACUCCAUAUUCUCUCCUCUCUCUCUGGAUUCUGUAUGACACAUGUGGAAUUACAGUCUGGUAAGUACGCUCAAACUGCGCUUAACCCUCCCUUACACCCAUCUUUAAGUUUCAACCAAAUUAUUGUGCACUUUCUGGUUGUCGUCUUCUUUUUGUUUCAGAUAUUCAAGGCUUUUAACGUCAGCAGACAUGGACCUCACUGCUGAGAAUUAACCUGGCAUGUUAAUUCUUCAUUACCUAUGUUGUCUCUAUGUUGUUUGAUUAAUGUUCAGAUUUUGUUCAUUUGGUUGCACUUGUAUGUACUGGAAGUUGUUUAUUUUCUUUAGUGUUGUUAUCACUUGAUAUUACUAUUAUAUAUACAGUCUUCUACUGUGCUGUUAUUUCACAUUCUUAUUAAAAAG